Molecule: messenger RNA, 2515 nt
Organism: Bolinopsis microptera
Lineage: Eukaryota; Metazoa; Ctenophora; Tentaculata; Lobata; Bolinopsidae
Product: transient receptor potential cation channel subfamily A member 1 homolog
Exons: 1
Coding region: 71-2377 (768 amino acids)
Biological process (GO): monoatomic ion transport; transmembrane transport
Cellular component (GO): membrane
Molecular function (GO): monoatomic ion channel activity
Source: RefSeq, a predicted model, not a curated record
CCAUCAUGUUUUAGGUAUCAGAAGCGUCCUUCAUCUCCAGAGUUACUCAGUUAAUACCUUUUAGGGGCCAAUGGAUGUGGAGAUUGAUGGGAUUGAUCCCCUUUGUAUCGAAAGCAAAGAAGUAGACCUUGAUGACAAGCCUUUCGAACUUAUCGUUAAUCCAAGCUCCACAGCAUUAACCUUUAAGAAGGAUCGACCAAAUUUUUCAUCAUCAGAUCAUAUAAAAACUCCCUUGAAAGACUCGCUUGAUGAUGAUAUGUUGGAACUGAAGAAAGCAGCGGCUCUUGGAAAAGUAGAUACAGUUAAAGAGUUCUGUGCUAGAGACGAUAUUAUCCAAAAACUUGUUGCGAUGGUAAAAAAUAAGAAAGGGGACAAUCCACUCUUUGAAGCUUCAAAAUGGGACCAACCAGAAACUGUGAGGGUUAUUCUUCUUGCUGCAGAACGAUCAGAUAAAAGUAACCUCAUGACAGAUCUCAUAAAUUUACCGGAUGAGAAGGAUAAAGAGACACCUAUCUCUUAUGCAGCUUCCUGUUUUCAUAAGAAAUCCUGUAUUGCCAUUAUUAAUUUCGUUAAAACACUCAGGGUUGAUCGAAAUGAGUUGGAAGAAAAAGUAGAACAGCUUCGCUACGAAAAAACUGAAAGUGUUCAGACCUUGAGCCACGAUUUAGGCAUAAUUUUCUCUGGAAUAAAAGUUCCAGGUUCAAUCCGUCUCGGAUUCUGCAAAUUGCAACCAGAAAUGGUGAAAACAUUUGUUGAACAAUAUGAACCUAUUAUAGAUUAUCACAAGAAAAAUGACCGCGACAAAAGCCUUAUUGACGUGCUUCUCAGAAAAAUGCCGGAUCUAGUUGAACAACUCCUUGAUAAAUCAAUUAGUUUGGCGGAGGAUGGGUGCCCGGAAGAUACCACAAAUAGAUUGAAAGAUAAAGGUGAUAUUCAUCGAGUCAUAGUUGACUUUGGGGUUCUAGCUUACCAUCCUAAACGAAAGGAUGGUAAUACAACUGAUGAUAGCUCUACAGUAGAAGAUGCGGGACCACCUGCCAAGCUACGGCACUAUAGGCACGGUCUUAACCCACUUCAAGUCCUAGCUAGAACAAACCGACAUGAAUUGCUAAUGCAUCCUGUUGUAUACGCUUUGAUCACGAAAAAGUGGGAACAAUUUGCUAAAUUCUACUUCUAUUCAGUCACCUUUCUUUUUUAUCUUCUCUUCUUCAGCAUGCUGAUGGUUUAUCAGUUUACCCUGAUCAAACCAUUUGUCCGUCUGGAAGAUGGGACAAUAGUUCGGACCUGGAUAGCAAACUCUAGCCACUCUUGUGAAGAAUAUCCUGAUGGGUGCUUUAAAAAGAAGUCAACGGCAAACUUUACUACAGGAUAUUUUGUCUUGAUAAUGUCUGGUCUUCGGCUUUUCCUUGAGAUGUUGGAUCUAUUCAAUCAGAUUUUUGUCGAGUCUCAUUCGAAAAAUCAAAAUGUUUCCUUCGAGUUCGAUCAUUCAUUGCCACAACACGUUCUUAGGUACUUGAGGACAUGGGUAGUUGGCGUGGGUAACUAUUUUGGGCACACUGAGAAUUUGUUGGAGGUCACCCUAUACGGCACAUCCGUAUUGUUCUCUCUAAAUGUUCUAGAAAAAGGGGUGAUAUCCUCUCUGCACUGGCAACUAGGGACCCUCUGUGUUUUAACCAGCUUCAUGAACCUCCUCAUUUUAUUCCAGAUAGUUCCACUCAUCGGAGUCUAUAUCACCAUGUUCUUUAGGAUUCUCUGGACAUUCAUCUCCAAGAUAUUAGCCCUUUUGACAUUCUUCGUGAUAGCGUUUGUAAUAAUAUUCCACAUGUUGCUGAGUCACACGGAUAUAUACGAAGAAGCAGUGAGUGGCCAGGCUAUCUACAAGACCUUGUCACAGGGAGUGUCCGGGGUGGCUUACGAGGACUACAAAGCCGAGGACUAUGGACUGACCUUCCCGGAAGCCACUCUAAUUGGUCUGAUAGCUUUUGCAAUCCUUGUGCAAGUGCUAUUUCUCAAUCUUGCCACCGGUUUGGCGAUUGAGGAUAUUAAGAAGAUUCGGCGAGGUGCGGAGGCGGCAAUGAAUGUUCUCACGAUACGACAUAUUUUUAACGCUGGGAGGUCUUUAACUGUAGUCCGUUGGAUUUUUAACAACGUGCCCUUCCUUAAAGAACACGUUCCUAGCCCCAUCAGACGUCUGAGACGUUUCCAAAACAUGCCUUCAAAGAGUUUUCAUCCCGAAACUAUUCAAAAGAUACACCAGAUAAUGGAAAAGACGGAAAGAAAAGAACUUCCUGCUGAGAGAAACGCGCUAUCUUUUUCUUUCAAGAUUGAUAUCGAUCAACUUGGUCAACUUAAAAUAACACAAACACAAAGUCCUUAACACAAGCACCUUGUCCAUAAAAUAUUUCAUAAUGGUCUAUGAUUUAUUUUAGAUUCCAUGACCUACCUCAUCCGCGGCCCAAGUUACUUAUUAUAAUUAUAAAAUAUAAACCAUAUCAAGUUCAAAUUCAAAAUAUCU